AUGAGGAAACGUCGCAGUGCUUCUACUGGAAGCAGCAGCAGCAGGUCCAGCUCAUCUUCAAGUAGCAGCUCUGGUUCUAGCUCAGGCUCCUCCAGUGGGUCCAGUUCAUCUGGGUCAUCUGGCUCCUCCAGCUCUCGUUCUUCAUCAUCUUCCAGCUCGUCUGGGUCGCCGAGCCCAAGCCGAAGACGUCAUGAUAACAACCGAAACAGGUCUAAUUCAGCGGCAAACACACAGAAGAAAACUGAGGAGAAGGAAAGGCGAAAAAGAAGCCCAACCCCAAAGCCAACCAAGGUUCAUGUAGGUCGACUGACAAGAAAUGUCACAAAGGAUCACAUACUGGAGAUUUUUUCAACUUAUGGCAAAAUCAAAAUGGUGGAUUUAAUGAUGGACAGAGGUCAUCCUCAUAUCAGCAAGGGGUCUGCCUACGUAGAGUUUGAGACGCCAGAAGAGGCCCAGAAAGCACUCAAACACAUGGAUGGAGGCCAAAUUGAUGGACAAGAAAUAACUGCACAAGCAGUGUUGCCUCAGCGUUUCCGGCCACCACCUCGUAGGUUUUCACCUCCUCCACGAAGAAUGCCCCCGCCACCGCCAAUGUGGCGCCGCAGCCCCCCGCGCAUGAGAAGGCGAUCUCGCUCUCCAAGGAGGCGCUCCCCAAUCCGCCGCCGCUCUCGCUCCAGGUCUGCAGGCCGCCGGCGUCAUCGCUCUCGCUCCAGUUCCAACUCCUCCAGAUAG
Molecule: messenger RNA, 732 nt
Organism: Knipowitschia caucasica
Lineage: Eukaryota; Metazoa; Chordata; Actinopteri; Gobiiformes; Gobiidae
Source: the annotation of a GenBank genome assembly